GAGGAGGGGCAUCUCUCUCGCCGAGUCGGUCGCGCUUGUUCAUCUUUGUACGAGUUCGUCUCCUCCGGCUUCCUGCAGGACGCUGAGCUCCGUGUUGCCAUCAGUAACCGGCCUCUCGGGCUCCACUGCUGCGGGUGAACGAACUGUAUCAACCCCCGGGGGAACAUGGACCUCGACGUAAACGACCACAUAUGAUUUUUACGUUUUGGUACGUCCACCUCGGCUCCUGUGACCUCCAUGUUGUUUUACCCCCGAACCGUGAAGCUAAGCUACGAAAACGCGCAUCACCCUCGAAACCGUCUGCAGAGCUGCUCACUUCAAUUCAAGCGGUGCUUGAGCAAUGAAACUGAGAGUUCUGCUUGCGAGCUCGGCACCGACAUCUGUGACAAGGCUGUCACCACGACAUCACGUUCGCCCCCUGAUGACGUAGUGUCCCACUGUAGCUCGCAGCUAACUAGCAUCAUGUUAAUGACGUAACAAGGAUAAUGUGCAGAUCUGGAAAAAAAAACUUUAAAACGUACUCACUUAUACAAAUAAUUAAUAGUGUCUCUUCGUGAAGGUUUACCGGAUUUUUAUCUUCCUCUGAAGCUCAGUGAAAAGAACCACUGAAGAGACUCUGUUCUUGUAUGGUGCUAUUUGAUGGUGUACCACUAGGGGGCGCUCUGACACACAGAGGAAGCUGUUGGGGUAACGAGUGUUUUAGUCGCAACUCAUCACUUUGAUUUAUAAAUCAUUUAUUAAGCCAUUAAUUACAAAAAAAUGUUCAGUUGCAAGGCUGUGAAAAAUCAAUCAGUCAUUAAAAGAAAUAGUCACAGUUGCAAAUGUUAAUUCAAAAAUAGGUGUUUUUUAUACAAAUCUAUAAAUUAUAAGAGUUUGGUUCAGAUGCUUUUCCAGGAUUUUUAAAAAUGAAAGUUAAGAGGACAAACGACCUGUUGGAGCUUUGACCUGAAGAUCGAACUAAACAGCUGGAGGAGGAUGAACUCAACCCGUCCACCCCCAAAAAAUGUGAGACAGACUGACUGAACCACAACAUGUCAGGGUCGAAAUAUCACGUGUCGCUGCCUGUGGCGGCGGGUGUCCUGUUGGUGGGCCUGCCGUACUCCAUCUCUCUAGUCGCCCAGUGCAUUUACGGAUGGCCCAACAAGCCCGGAUACAAGAAGUACACAGAAGCUCUACAGCCAAGGCGAAUAUACCGUUUGACCAGAGCCGUGCUGGAAAUGCUCAAAUACCUGCAGUAUGGGAGACUUUACUACCAGUGGAAGUCGUGGUACAGGAAUGACGAGAACCGUAAGCAUUGUGAAAAGGCCAUCAUAUUUGGCCGCCGGGGCAACAAGCUGGACUUAUACCACUCUCCAAACGUGGGCAAGACCGAAGGUGGGCCUGCACCACUCAUAGUUUUCAUCUAUGGAGGCGCUUGGGGCUCUGGAAACAGAUCCAUCUUCUGCCUGCUGGCCAAGCAAAUGGCUCAGGAACUGAAUUCAGCUGUCAUCUGUCCUGACUACUCCACCUAUCCAAAGGGGAACGUUUUAGGGAUGGUCCAAGAUGUUGCCGACAGCCUGCUGUGGGCCCAGGAGAAUGGACAGAGGUUCAACUUUGACAAAGACAACAUUGUGUUGAUUGGACAUUCAGCAGGUGCACACCUGUGUGCUUUGGCCACGCUGUUUCUCAUUGACACAAGAGAGGAGCUCUUCAUAGAGGCCAGUAAGCAGCAGGAUGUCGCACUGGCGAUCAGAGGAGUUAUCGGUCUGAGCGGCGUGUACGACAUCAUGGACCAUUAUGAGCACGAGCGGAAGCGAGGAGUGGAAUACGUGUCCACCAUGCACAAAGCCAUGAAUGGGGUGGAAAACUUUGCGUACUACUCACCAACACACUUCUUGCAGAACCUCAGCCGGGACAAACUGAACAGAGUGCCUCCGUUCGCUUUACUCCACGGGACCAGUGACAUCAUCGUUCCUGUGGAAUCUUCCACAAAGUUCUCUGAGCUUCUCACCUCGCUGUCCGUGAAGGCGUCGCUCUACCUGCUGCCACGAGUCGACCACGUGGAGAUCAUGAUCGACCUCAUGGCGUCCGACCGGCGCUUCUACCAUCCCAUCUACGGCUGCAUCAAACAGGAGCACAGAAAACUUCUGACAUCAGAAAAAACAUAACUACUCGAUCUUUGUACUGAUUGUGCCUUAUACACUUCUGUUUGUUCACAGUAUUCGCCGUUAUACCUCAUAAUGAAUCAUUUUCAAGCCGUUUUCAAGUUUUGACUCCAUAUUAAUGUUUUGGGCUGUGUGUUUUUCCAGAAAAAAAAAAUUUAAUUAAUCAUGAAUCAUUUACCAAAAUAUAAAAACAACGUAAAACACACCCUACUCAUGAUUGAAAUAGAAGUCCGGUUAACUAGGUUUUAGUGAAGCGGCAGCAUUUUGAUUCUUUAAAUCUCUUGUUUUUAUGUAACAUCUUAUUUUGAAAUAUUAUUUAUUGACGUAUUAAACCUACUUGAAGGAA
Messenger RNA from Scophthalmus maximus (turbot), 2490 nucleotides. RefSeq lists its product as uncharacterized. The coding region runs from base 1032 to 2147 and encodes 371 amino acids. Lineage: Eukaryota; Metazoa; Chordata; Actinopteri; Pleuronectiformes; Scophthalmidae. The transcript has 9 exons. The record is from RefSeq and is a predicted model, not a curated record.